Annulohypoxylon truncatum is the source of this 1236-nucleotide messenger RNA. Its product is annotated as Queuine tRNA-ribosyltransferase. Gene Ontology annotation, cellular component: cytosol. The record is from RefSeq and is a predicted model, not a curated record. Gene Ontology annotation, molecular function: tRNA-guanosine(34) queuine transglycosylase activity. Bases 1 to 1236 code for a protein of 411 amino acids. The transcript has 3 exons. NCBI's taxonomy places the organism in Eukaryota, Fungi, Ascomycota, Sordariomycetes, Xylariales, Hypoxylaceae.
AUGGCUGCAAUAGCCUCCCAGUCUUCGCCAGCUCUUACCUUUGAGCUCAUUGCGAGGUGCUCUACGACUCGAGCGAGAGCUUCAACCCUGACUCUCCCUCAUGGACCAGUCCAACUUCCUAUGUUCAUGCCCGUGGCGACGCAGGCGUCGUUGAAAGGCCUGACACCAGAACAGUUGGAAGAAACAGGGUGUCGUCUAUGUCUAAACAACACAUAUCACCUAGGCCUAAAGCCAGGGCAAGAUGUUCUCGCCGCAAUAGGAGGAGCUCACAAACUCCAAGGAUGGAACCACAAUAUCCUCACGGAUAGCGGAGGCUUCCAGAUGGUCAGCCUCCUCAAGCUAGCCAACAUCACCGAAGAGGGGGUCCGGUUUCUGAGCCCCCACGACGGCACCCCCAUGCUGCUGACGCCAGAGCACUCGAUCUCGCUUCAGAACACGAUCGGCAGCGACAUCAUCAUGCAGCUCGACGACGUGCUCGUGACGACGUCGCCCGACGCGGCACGCAUGCGCGAGGCCAUGGAGCGCAGCGUGCGCUGGCUCGACCGGUGCGUGGCCGCGCACGCGAACCCGGGCACGCAGAACCUGUUCUGCAUCAUCCAGGGCGGGCUGGACCUGGAAAUGCGGCGCGAGUGCUGCCGCGAGAUGGUGGCGCGCGACACGCCCGGGAUCGCGAUCGGUGGGCUCAGCGGCGGCGAGGCCAAGGCCGACUACUGCCGCGUCGUCGGCACCUGCACGCAGCUGCUGCCCGAGCUGAAGCCGCGCUACGUCAUGGGCAUCGGGUACCCCGAGGAUUUGGUCGUGAGCGUGGCGCUGGGCGCCGACAUGUUUGACUGCGUGUGGCCGACGCGGACGGCGCGCUUCGGGAACGCGGUCACGAGGCGCGGCGUCUUGAACCUGCGCAACGCGAAGUAUUCGAACGACUUCGGGCCCAUAGAGGAGGGCUGCGGGUGCGCGUGCUGUCGGAAGGACGGGGGCGGGAUGGGGGUCACGAGGGCGUUUGUCCAUCACAAUACGGCGAAGGAGACGGUGGCCGCGCAUCUGCUGACUAUGCAUAAUGUGUGGUACCAGCUGAACUUGAUGAGGGAGGUUAGGCAGGCCAUUAUAGAGGAUAGGUUCCCAAAGUUUCUGAGGCGGUUCUUUGGGGAUUUGUAUCCUGAUAGCAGCAAAUACCCUACUUGGGCAGUAGAUGCGCUUAGAGACGUAGGCGUAGAUUUAUAUGCGGAAGAUACAGAUUAA